UAACAAUCCCCCCACAAUGGCGAAUGUGGGCCGCGGGGUGUGAAGAUACAGCAGUGCCUGCAGUGGUAACCGUCGGAGCUGGUUGGCAUUUUAUAAAUUAGAGAGGCGAGAAGAGCGGGGAUGGUUAGUGUGCGACUAAGCGGACUAGUGUUCUGUUGGCAUGUUAAGCCCACUGUCUGAUACAUUGUAGCGCCUUCUUUAUCAGAUAGCGGAUUAAUCGGUCUCCAUCAUGCGCUGUGGAAUAGCCACAUUGGCGUUGUUUAUGGUGUCGUGGAAUGCCGUGCAUGCCAAGUAUUCCUGGGCCGAUCAACUUAAACGGGUCAGGAAAAAUCCGGCGUUCUCUAUAAAGAAGGUGGGCCGGAGUGGGAAUCCUGGGGCCAAGCGGAAUGCCUCGAGUAGCGCCCGGUUCUUCGAGGCAGCGGAGAGCGGAUAUCCGUUAAGGCACUACAGUUUAUAUCGACCGUCUUAUCGACCGGCUUACCGACCGAGAUAUGCCAGGUACGAAUAUCGACCGGCUUACCGGCCAGUGACAUACAACCGUCCCAUCUACCGCUACGAGUCUCCGGGUUGCUACGGACACCCACCGGGAAUGUACGGCAAUCCCGGGUACAACUGCCGUGUCUUCCACAUCUGCCAGGCCGAUGGACGUUUCGAUAAGAUGGACUGUCCGGCCUCGCUCAAGUUCAACAACUAUCUCCAAGUGUGCGAUUGGCCAAAUCAGGUGGAUUCUUACUGCAAUCCCGUGUAUCCAAACCAAAACUUUUACGGAAACAGCUACAAUUAUAAUUAUGACAGCCCACGGUCGUAUUAUUACGAUGCACCGCGAGAUCACUACGAUCAGGAUUUGUACUAUGCCGGAGCGGAGACGAAAGCGGUUAAAACGAAAGCGGUAAAGACGAAAGCCAAAGAGAAAGAAAAGGAGCCAAAUGGAAAGAAAGAGAAGCAAAAGGAUAAUGUUAAAGGCGAUUAUAGUUCCGAACAUUGACGAAUGCUGGGAUAAUUUAUGCACAAAUGCAACGCCACCGGUUGUGAAUACAUACAGUAUCAAGAAGGAAUUGGGGAAUGUUUAAAUUUUGUAUGGAUAUGGUUUGCAGUAUGUAAAAUACAAGAUGGCCUAUACAGUACAGCUGCUGUGGUACGCGUAUUAAAUCGUAACAGUUCGACUUCUUUAGUAACAAAAUCAUUUGCCGAUGUAUCUGCCUUCU
Molecule: messenger RNA, 1205 nt
Organism: Paramacrobiotus metropolitanus
Lineage: Eukaryota; Metazoa; Tardigrada; Eutardigrada; Parachela; Macrobiotidae
Exons: 4
Coding region: 230-985 (251 amino acids)
Cellular component (GO): extracellular region
Molecular function (GO): chitin binding
Source: RefSeq, a predicted model, not a curated record